Messenger RNA from Aplysia californica (California sea hare), 1067 nucleotides. Its product is annotated as prolyl 4-hydroxylase subunit alpha-1-like. Gene Ontology annotation, molecular function: protein binding; procollagen-proline 4-dioxygenase activity. Gene Ontology annotation, cellular component: endoplasmic reticulum. Lineage: Eukaryota; Metazoa; Mollusca; Gastropoda; Aplysiida; Aplysiidae. The record is from RefSeq and is a predicted model, not a curated record.
CCUCUGUAGCAGAUGCUAGCCGCGUGGGUCUGGACACGUAUCCUGUACGUUCAAUAGUCUGCCAUUGCCAGUUACUAAAAGUGUGUGUGUGUGUAAUGUGUGAUUUCUGAACAGGAUUUUAGACUACUUUUUGAUAAUAAUUAUAUACAACAUCGUCGGAAGGAAGGAAGGCGAUUAUUUUCCUUUCAAAGACUAGAUCUAAUCGCAUAAUCUAACAUAAUGGCGACUUUUCCCGGAGUUUCGACCAAGCUCCAUUGGUUUCUUCUCGCGCUUGUGGUGUCGUAUACAACUCUCGUGUGUCAAGCCAAGUAUUUGAAAGACGACCGGUUCAUGUCUGAUGUCAAUUUGGAGCAUUACUACGUCAUCGAAGAAAAUGUCCUGAGCCAUGCAGACAUACUGCUCAGAGAUGAUUACUUUGGAGCAGAUGAGGAGGAAGACGAAGAGGAGCACAUUGCGCAUGCUCCGAACCUGACGGAAUUCCGAAGGUUCUCCGUGAGCAAGAGGACAUGCAGACAGCCCUGGCGUGGCUGGAACAGGUCAACAGCUGGAUGGUCAAGUCGGGGACUACUGGGGGCGAGGAGCUGGGCUUUAACCGGACACACAUUCUCCUCAUGAUGGCUUCUGCUCACUACCUGGCGUCCCGCAAGAAGUGCACCCUCACCCGUGUGGGCCUGACGUUCCUCAAGACGGAAGUGAUCCGCCGGAAGCCCAGAGUCGUCCUCUUCCACGACGUCGUCAGCAACAUCUCAACGGACGUGCUGAAAAACUACGCCCAUAAAACUCAAACUGACAAAGCUUGGGUCGGUGACGAAAGAUAUGUCGCGCCAGAUUUCAGGGUGAGUCUGCACCCUCUCAGGAUCCGCGGCAGUGCCGUCAAGCGGAAGACAGAGACUCUGCGGCGACAACUCCAGUUCUUAGCCGGGGUUCUCAACGUCACUUCUGAUCGAUGGGGGACGACUCAGGUUGUAAACGUUGGACUGGAUGGGAUGCACUUCUCCAAACACGACAAGGACCUUGGCGUGAACGCCUCGUUCAUUUGCUCCGUUGUCCAGCAAGAUACCAAUUAA